This is a messenger RNA of Cucumis sativus (cucumber), 879 nucleotides long. RefSeq lists its product as uncharacterized. The record is from RefSeq and is a predicted model, not a curated record. NCBI's taxonomy places the organism in Eukaryota, Viridiplantae, Streptophyta, Magnoliopsida, Cucurbitales, Cucurbitaceae. Gene Ontology annotation, molecular function: zinc ion binding; nucleic acid binding. The transcript has a single exon. Bases 1 to 879 code for a protein of 292 amino acids.
AUGGAGAAUGGGCUCAUCUGCUUUCAAUUCAAACAUCUGAAGUCAAUACAGUGGAUCUUAUCCCGUGGCCCAUGGCACCUUGGAGGCAAACCUAUGCUCCUCCGCAAAUGGACUCCAGGUAUAGUUCCUGAAUCCUUCGUCUUUGAUUCAGUUCCUGUUUGGAUAAAGUUAGGGAGGAUUCCGUUGGAGCUAUGGACGGAUGCUGGUUUGGCUGUGGUAGCGAGUGCAAUAGGAAAACCUCUUUUAGUUGAUCUUGCUACUAAAGAGAGGCGUCGUCUUUCUUAUGCCCGUAUAUGUGUGGAAUUGAAUGUGGACAAUAUUAUGCCUGCCGAAGUAACAGUCAACCUUAGAGGAGAGGAAUUUAUUGUAACUGUCACUUAUGAGUGGAAACCGAAAAAAUGUAACUUGUGUAGAUCUUUUGGACACUUGCAGAACACCUGCCCUAAGAAAAGAGGCAAUGAAGAUAGUAAAAAGGAAGCUGCAAGUAAAGAGGUUCCUGUUAAAGAGGUUGUUCCUACUAAAGAGGUGGUUCCAGAUUGUGGGGAGUAUGGAGAUGUUGUGUUGGAAUCCUUCCAACACAUGGAAGAAGGAGAAAUUAUUACCCAUAAACUUCCUGAAAAGGUGGAGGUGAAUCGGGAGGAAUUUACCCCAGUUGACAGGAAAAAUAGGGGAAUGAUCUCUAUUCGGGACAGAGGGAAAAGGGCAGAAGUGAGUAUCACUAACUCCUUUAAGAACCUCAUGGAGGUGGAUAAAGGAGAUAAAUGGCUUUUAUCUAUAGUGGAUGGCUCCCCUCCUCCCUUACGAGUAGAUGACUCUUCUAUGGUCCUUUUGAGUACUACAGGUGAUGUAAUUCCUAUGGGAGAGGCGGCUCCCAUAUGA